Messenger RNA from Raphanus sativus (radish), 896 nucleotides. RefSeq names its product protein DOG1-like 4. The transcript is spliced from 2 exons. Gene Ontology annotation, molecular function: sequence-specific DNA binding. Lineage: Eukaryota; Viridiplantae; Streptophyta; Magnoliopsida; Brassicales; Brassicaceae. Gene Ontology annotation, biological process: DNA-templated transcription. The record is from RefSeq and is a predicted model, not a curated record. Bases 85 to 804 code for a protein of 239 amino acids.
GUAUAUAUAGAGAGUCGUAGGUAUACCCAUAGACUGUCCCAAAAGGCUACAACUUCAUAUGAUAUAUCACAACGUAAAAGCCAAAUGAGAAACCGAAUAGAAGAAAAGUUCCUCGAAUUCUACGAGAGUUGGAUAUUUCAACUCGAGCAAUAUCUUCAUCAACUCUUAAUUGCUCAUAACAACAUCAACACUAUGAGUGAGAUCGAGCUUCGAGGUUUGAUCUCGAAGCUCACUACACAUCACAAAGCUUACUACACAGCGAAAUGGGCAGCCAUUGGAGAAGACGUUUUGGCCUUCUUCGGACCGGUUUGGCUGAACCCGUUAGAGAAAUCUUGUUUUUGGUUAACCGGAUGGAAACCUUCGACGGCGUUUCGGAUGCUUGAUAGGUUGAGGAAGUCGUGGAGGCCGACGGUGGUGCUUGCGGAGGCUCAGGUGAGGAGGUUGGAGGAGCUGCGAGUUAAGAUCAGGUUCGACGAAGAAAGAAUUGAGACAGAGAUGGAGCGAUAUCAGGUGGCUAUGGCUGAUAGGAAAAUGGUGGAGCUGGCGAGACUUGGAUGUCAUGUGGGUGGAGCAGAAGGAGAAUCUGCAGUGUUGGUCGAGGCGGCGGUGAAGGGAUUAGCGACCAGGCUAGAGAAGAUGGUGAAGGCGGCAGAUUGUGUGCGGCUGAAAACGCUUAAGGGUAUUUUAGACGUUUUAGCUCCGCCCCAGUGUGUUGAGUUUUUGGCAGCGGCUGCUGCGUUUCAGGUUCAGUUACGUCGGUGGGGAAACGAAAGGCAUAAUGUCACUCACUCCUAUGGUUCCUGACACAUACAUAAGUACUGUUGUUUCUUCCUUUCCAUGUACCUGUUUUUUUUUUUUUUUCAUAUAUAUGAACGAAUGAAAAUGUAAUUCCAUUU